Messenger RNA from Patella vulgata (common limpet), 1567 nucleotides. RefSeq names its product sorbitol dehydrogenase. The record is from RefSeq and is a predicted model, not a curated record. The transcript has 9 exons. Lineage: Eukaryota; Metazoa; Mollusca; Gastropoda; Patellidae. Gene Ontology annotation, molecular function: L-iditol 2-dehydrogenase (NAD+) activity. The coding region runs from base 156 to 1202 and encodes 348 amino acids. Gene Ontology annotation, biological process: D-sorbitol catabolic process.
GUAGUUGUAUUUAUUUUGUAAUACUGGAUUCUUGGGCGUACGUCGAAAAGACUUUUUGAUCAAAUCUAAAGCAGUGAAAGUUGGUUGAUUGAAAGAAGAAGGGGGUUACUUUUGACAAGUUUUGUAACGACGGGAAAUUAACUAUUGACUGUCCAAUGGGGGAUACAAAUCUAACAGCUAUUCUGUAUAAACAGGGAGACCUAAGAUUGGAAGAUGCUACAGUAAAAGAACCAGGACCAGGACAGGUACAACUUAGUAUGCGUGAUGUCGGAAUCUGUGGUUCAGAUGUUCAUUACUGGACACACGGGGCUAUUGGGGACUUUAUUGUCAAGGCACCAAUGAUAUUAGGACAUGAGGCAUCUGCUGUUGUUACUAAACUAGGAGCUGGGGUAACAAGCCUAAAAGUCGGUGACCGAGUGGCUAUUGAACCUGGUGUACCGUGUAAAUGUUGUAAGUUCUGUAAAAAAGGAAGAUACAAUUUGUGUCCUGAUAUGAGUUUUUGUGCAACACCACCUAUCGAUGGAAAUCUUUCACGAUUCUAUUGCCAUGAUGCUGACUUCUGCUACAAAUUACCUGACCAUGUAAGUAAUGAAGAAGGUGCGUUAUUGGAACCAUUAUCUGUCGGUGUACACGCUUGUACAAGAGCAGGUGUUACUUUAGGAUCUAGAGUAUUUAUUUGUGGAGCAGGGCCAAUUGGUUUGGUGAAUCUUUUAACUGCAAAAGCAAAAGGUGCAGCAGAAGUGAUCGUCACAGAUAUUGAUGCAUCAAGAUUAGAAUUUGCUAAAUCAUUAGGAGCUGACCAUAUUGUACUAGUAACAAGUAGAGAUCCGAUAGAUACAGCUAAUAAAGUAGAGGCUAUAUUAGGGGAUAAAGCAGAUAUAACUAUAGAAUGUAGUGGUGCUCCAUCUAGCAUCAGAACAGCUAUAUUUGCAACUGCUCCUGGUGGAUGUGUUGUAUUAGUUGGUCUUGGACCAGCAGAUGUUGAAUUACCUAUAGUCAAUGCUGCUGUAAGAGAAGUUGAUAUUCGUGGUAUAUUCAGAUAUGUCAAUUGUUAUCCAACUGCCUUGGCUAUGAUUGCUUCUGGAAAGGUGAAUGUCAAACCAUUGGUAACACAUCGAUUUAAACUUGAACAGACUUUGGAAGCUUUUGAAAUGGCAAAGCAGGGUAAAGGUGUGAAAAUUAUGAUAAAUUGUGAAAAAUAAAGAAAAAAAUUGGUCCUAUAAAUAUGUAUAUGUAUAUUUUUUUAAGUUUAUAACAUACAGUAUUUUCUAUAUUUCCCAAAGACUAUAACCAACAUGCAUAUCAUAAUUUCAUUUUUAAUUAGCCUACUUAUAGCCAUACUCCCUUUGCAGAAAUUGAUAAUUGUAAUAACCAAGCAUUUUAAUUGCACUCAUCUCUUUGUUUUUGUUAUAAGGUACUUUCAUUUUAAUUAUUAAAAUUUAAAACUAAUGGCAUUCCUUAAUUAUUGUUGAUAAUAUUAUUAUGUUAAUUAAUCUCAAAAUGAGUUAAUCCUACAGUAUAUAAAAUGGUGCAAUAAUUGAAAAUAAAAUAUUCUGGUUAUAUCUUU